Messenger RNA from Mesitornis unicolor (brown roatelo), 1395 nucleotides. RefSeq names its product CD4 molecule (gene CD4). Bases 1 to 1395 code for a protein of 464 amino acids. Gene Ontology annotation, biological process: positive regulation of ERK1 and ERK2 cascade; interleukin-15-mediated signaling pathway; T cell activation. Gene Ontology annotation, molecular function: protein tyrosine kinase binding; MHC class II protein binding. Gene Ontology annotation, cellular component: external side of plasma membrane; membrane raft. The record is from RefSeq and is a predicted model, not a curated record. The transcript has 8 exons. NCBI's taxonomy places the organism in Eukaryota, Metazoa, Chordata, Aves, Mesitornithiformes, Mesitornithidae.
AUGCUUGCUGUCUUCUUGGGUCUGCAUCUGGGUCUGAUCCCCAUUAUGGCUCAGGAAAAUGAAAUACAGACUGGGGUUGCAGGACAGACAGUGAUCCUGAACUGCAGAGACGUACCUCAUCAUGCAGACGUGACCUGGAAGUACUACAAGCUUGUUAUAAGCUUAAUUUUUUCAAAAGGCAAAGCUGCCAUGACCGAGCGAUCUGAAAUCAACUCCAACAGUAAACAGCUGAAAGUGUGGGGCUUAAAGCUCUCCGACGCUGGUACCUACACCUGUGAAUAUGGCUCUCACGCAGUCAGUAUCUCCCUGCAUGUCUUUCAAUUGACGAUCCUUUCAGACAGGCACUUCCUGCCAAAUGAAGACCUCAAGCUGACUUUAGUGCAAAAUGCACCCCAUUCCCUACCCAGUCUCAAAAUCGCAUUAUUUAACAGUAACAAUAACAUGGUAAGACCAGAACUCUCACAAGACAAGACCCAUCAAAAGUACACACUGACGUUACAGAAACUGAAGGCUAUGGACAGCGGGACCUGGAUGUGUCAUGUCCAUUCGGACUCUCCAUUGAUUAAUCAGAACAUCUCCUUUGAUGUAAAGGUCUUAGGUUUUCAGAAUCCAGACUCAGAAAGAAAGUAUGCAACUGUUGGUAGCACUGUCAUCUUGUCGUGGCAUCUGAACUUUCAGAAGAUAAAAUGGGAAAGAGGUUUCACAGGACAACUGAAUUGGAAACAACAGGCAAAUGCAACCACUCAUAAGCUACUUGAUUUCAACGUCACAGCACAGAGAGAGCAGCAUAAGACCAAAAAAAGGAGCCACUUUUGGUUUGAGAUACUUGAAAGCAAACCUGAAAGCCCCAUAGAGGUGAAACUCCCCAAAGUUCAUUUCAACUCCUCUGGGCAGUACCAGUGCCAGCUGGCAUACGACACAAGAUCCACGCAGAGCGAGAUAGAGCUGGUGGUGAUGAAAGUCUCAGCCAACCCUGUUGGGCCACUUCCCAAAGGGGCCGAGAUGACCUUGACCUGCCAGGUCUCUGGUUCACUCCCAUCCAACACCCGCCUGCGCUGGGAACGUGUGAAUGGGACUCAGAUGGAUGUCAAGGAGUCCAAGCAGCAUGAGUCAAAGGUGGAGGUGAAGGUCAGUUCUGCAGGGCUGUGGAACUGCCACCUCAUAGAAGACAACGACAUGAAGAUCAGCCUGAGUUACCCCGUGGAGGAAGCCUCUGUUUGGAUUAGAUAUGUGAUAACUGGAGCAAGUAUUGGAGGCAGCAUGUUGGUGUUUGGCCUUGCGUGCCUGUGCAUCAUCAGUGGUAUAAGCUGGCAGCGGAGAAGGCAACAAGCGAAAAGGAUGAUACGAGCAAGACAACACUUGCUGGAAAACAAGACGUGCCAGUGUCAACAGUAG